CGUCAAAUUUUCUAUCGAUGUUUUGCGCUACUCACAACAAAAUGCCUGUUAGAAUUUUGUAAAUGCGAACUAUAUUUGUAAUGGAUAAUUUGUGUUAUUAUUAAUACUAGGACUUUUCAUCACAUAAAGUACAUUAAAUCAAUUGUAUAUAUGAAAAGCAUUCGCUAUGACGGAUCGUACUAUUGCGUCUCGUCCCAGCCUGGAGCAGGUAACAGCCAUCGUAGACUUCAUGGAGAAGCACCCUGCACUAGGGCUUGGACAGCUCCGUGGACUGGAAGGCAGAGACGAGAGCAAGAAACUGUGGUUAAAGUUAACUCGCGUUGUCAAUAAUAUUUCUGGACCUACGAGGCCUAUGAAGUCUUGGAUCAAGUACUGGGCUGACAAAAAAUCUACAGUAAGAUCAAAAGUACAAGGAUGUGGUGGGGAUCCAAAUAGCCUAUGUUCUAACAUUGAGAAGAAAAUAUGGGAUGUUUUCUUAGCAAAUGAUAAUUCAAGAACAAAUCGAGGUGCUGUGAAACAAGAAUCUCAUUAUACUGAAGAUAACUUUUUUAAUGAGGACAGCAUGGAUCAGAACCACGUUGAAUCCGAUCCGGUGCUGGCGUUCGAGGAACCCGUCGCCGAUGCUGAGGAGAGGCAAAUGGCGGUAAUGGAGAAACUGGUUAAAGUAAUGAGCGAUCAAGCGGCUGCGAUGACUCAGUUGGCUCACGCGUCUCACGUGAACGCUCAGGCCAUGGAACGGCUUGCGGAAGCGUCACACAUACAGGCUCGAGCGAUAGAGCGUUUAGCGAACACGUUCGACACGAUCAGUGCGGCGACGCACGACGUGCGCAACGCGAUCGUCGACAUCGACGCGACGAUGAAGCGAUUCUAUUCAACGUCGCCGACUUAGCAUCGGUACUCGCGUAUAUGUGAUCUGAACUGUCUGCUCGAGGACCGAGGUGACUUGUGAAUUAACGUUCAACUGUAUAUAUGUAUAUCGAAGGUAGAUUUGUUAUACCCGUCUACGUUCAGCGCGAUUCGUAGACCGCGUGUCCGAAGUGUAUGUUACAGUAUGUAGACGUUAUGUGUGAGUUGUAUUAUAGUAUUAAUAUUGAGUCAUUUUAAUAGGUAACAUUUGACGUCUGUCAGUUUUUUUUUUGAGGGAUUUUAUGAUCUGGUAACUAAGACCUUUAA
Molecule: messenger RNA, 1173 nt
Organism: Bombyx mandarina (wild silkworm)
Lineage: Eukaryota; Metazoa; Arthropoda; Insecta; Lepidoptera; Bombycidae
Source: RefSeq, a predicted model, not a curated record